AUGGAUGCUGUUAGCCAUCAUAAUAAAGCGCAUUCCAUGACUCCAGGCGUGCUUUCUGAAACCAUUUCAUCAACGACAGUAUUGCCUCCUACUUCAAUAAGAGAUAUCACGGCAUUAAUAUUUAUUUUACUAGCAUUACCCCAAUCAGUUUCUUGUAUAAUAUUAACAACAUAUAUUUUAUCGGGGAGUACCAAAUUCCUUGGCGGGAGGCUAAUUGUUAAACAUUUAUUACGAAGGAAUCGAUAUCAUGACGAUUUCUAUAAUGAGAGAUCUGACAAUUAUGAAUUUUCCCGAAAGAACUUGAACUACAAGUCAAAGUUGAUUGGUUCGGCAUUACAGGCAUUCUCUAUAAAUGCAAUCAUCUUAUUAACUAUUCAUUAUUUUUUCCCUAAAAGAUGGCUUCAAUACUUAUCUAUAUUUGCAAAAUCCAUCAUAGCUUCCGAGUUGAUAGGAUCCUCCACAACUAACUCAACAACCAUUACAUCAAUCACAUCAACAACUACAACAAAUACGACUACUACAACUACCAUAAAUAAUAAAAAGAUAAAUCCAAAUAAUAGAAUUACAUCCGAAAGCAAGUAUUUCAACAAUCAUAUCUGGAAUGCAGUUGUUUGCUUCAUUACAGUCCUAUAUAUUAGUUAUAUAAUGCAGAACUGGUUAUUGCUUAUAGAUAUGAAUCAAGUUCAGUACUUGUUUUCGAAUCUUGCCUACGAUAUGAGACUGUUUAUCAAGCAUCCAAUAUUGAUAUUCAAUCCUAAUACCCAUACAAACUUAUUAUCCCAGCUUUUCCAUGCUGUUUCGCCAUUUUUAUUGACUUCACGAAUAUUUAGUGGUUCAAAACAUACAUCCAAGAAUAAUAUCAACGUACAGUACUUUUUAAAUGGUGGGCAUUACAUAGAUCCAUCACUCAGUCAUAAUUGGUCAUAUAACAUUAUAAUGCGUAUCUUGAAGUCCAAUUUUAAGUUGAAUGAUACUUCGCUUAUUAUUGUAUCGAAAAGCUUGACAACUUUUUCGAUGAUAAUAAAUUACGUUAAUUUAGUCUUAUGCAUUCAUGUCAUUAUUUUAACUAUUUCCCCUAUUUUGAAGAAAACGUUUUUAUUAAAACGUUAUUCCAAGACAUUAGAUCAUUUAUCAAAUUUAACUCCUAACGUUCCAAUUGAUUUUAAGAGAAAUUAUUUGUCUAAAAAUAUGCUCUCAUCAAACCCUGCAGCAAAUUUGUCUGUUGUAUCAUUAAAUGAGGCUUCAUCCACUUCAGAUACUCUACCAAUAGUUGUAAAUGUUGAAGAACCAAAAAAUGAUAUGCUUGAGGUAGAAAUAUCUCAUUCUAUAUCGAACUCGUCGCCUUGUGCUAAAGACGAAAGCUUAUCUAAAUCAAAUUUUUCAUCAGCUGCAGCAGAGAAUUUUCAAACAUUUUGUAUCACUCCUUUUACGAAUAAAUUACCAAACUCCAACUACACUCUCAAGUCACAUAAAUUGGUAAAUUUAACUGAUCAUUCUACAUCGAAACCCAAUAAGCAGAUCCAGGCUCAUGCUUUAUCCCAAAACCAAACACAACACCCGACACCAAAUUCCACCACUAUAAUCGAUAAAAACCUCAUCAAUGUUACAUCGACCCAACCUUUUUGGGCUGUUCUUGCUGCAUGCAAAGCAAUGUUUAAAAAGCCUAGUUUGUUUGCAGGAGAUACUACCAGAUGUAAAAAUAACGGAGGCAAGUUUAUCACAUCAACAAAUCGUUCCUUCGAAACUAUGUUGUCUACUAUUUUUAUAGACGACACCAGAGUAGUUUUUAAAGUUCUAGAGGUUGAAAUUUUUGAACUGAUCGUGCCUGAUUUGACACGUCUCAGUGUGAAGGUUAAUGGUAUUAGAUGGGCACAUAUGGAUAUUUAUGAGGGAUUGAUUGAAAAUGAAAAGGCCCUUUUUAUUUGCGUGUAUGGCUUAAACCCAUUAUUCCAAUAUGAAAUUGAUCUUUAUGAACAGAAUAAGGAAGGGAACUUAUUGGCUCAUUUCAUUAUCAAUACUGUUUCCUCAAGUACCAAAGCUAUUUUGAACAAGUCUCCGGAAAUCACGUCUUUGAUGACUUUGCAGUCUAGUUUGAUGUCUACUAUUGAAAAUUUGAAUCAAUUCAAAACCAGAUUCAAGAGACUAAAAAAGGAGGAAAAUAAAAAAAUAUCUGAUGCGAAGAAAGAUAUAGAUAAUUUAAAGAGUAAGAUAUCGAAAUACAGCCACAAGCAAUCUAAUGAUGGCAGAAUUUCUGGUAAAUUGAAAGGGUUGCAGCAUUCUGUUAUUCAAUUAGAAAAUGAAAUUAAGGAUUUAAAGAACGAAUUGCAGAGAUCUGACUCAUUGCGGCAAGAAAGCGAAUCAAAUUUCAAAGUUGAAGAAACCAAAUUGCUAGAUGAGAUUGACCAACUAAAUCAAUUUAUAAAUGAAUACGAAUCUUCCAUGAAUGAAUACAGAUCAAAAUUGAAAAGCAUUGGGUAUGAAAAGCAGCAAUUCUUAACGAAGAAAAAUAAGUUAGUUAGUAAAAAGGAGGCAAGAAAUGAAGAAUUACAGAAGAUUUCGAACGAUAUUAAGUAUUUAAAAAAGAGUGGCAUUAUUGGGAAACUCCAUAGAAGAAACAAAAAGGUUCAAGAAAAAUACGACUUUAUUUUACCAAAAGUAAUAAAUGCAACUGCAGAUUUACAAAAGGAAUUUGAAGAAUUCUUAUUAAGCGGUAAUAAUGUCAGUGGGGAUGAAAUGAUUUCAAAUUGUGAAUAG
Messenger RNA from Debaryomyces fabryi, 2754 nucleotides. It is a transcript of the gene EMC9, whose product is annotated as Emc9p. The record is from RefSeq and is a predicted model, not a curated record. The transcript has a single exon. Lineage: Eukaryota; Fungi; Ascomycota; Pichiomycetes; Serinales; Debaryomycetaceae. The coding region runs from base 1 to 2754 and encodes 917 amino acids.